This is a messenger RNA of Armigeres subalbatus, 1396 nucleotides long. RefSeq names its product bcl-2-related ovarian killer protein (gene Debcl). Gene Ontology annotation, molecular function: protein heterodimerization activity; protein homodimerization activity. The coding region runs from base 271 to 975 and encodes 234 amino acids. NCBI's taxonomy places the organism in Eukaryota, Metazoa, Arthropoda, Insecta, Diptera, Culicidae. The transcript has 2 exons. The record is from RefSeq and is a predicted model, not a curated record. Gene Ontology annotation, cellular component: mitochondrial outer membrane. Gene Ontology annotation, biological process: regulation of apoptotic process; extrinsic apoptotic signaling pathway in absence of ligand; intrinsic apoptotic signaling pathway in response to DNA damage.
UUCACACCAUUUGAUCUCCAGGGUAAGCACGAUCGUGAAGAUCAGUUCGAUCUGAAGAGUUUUAGUCGUACCAGCAGCUGGUCACAACUGGAUUAUCUAACUGCUGUCAUAAGAUCGGCCUAUACGAAAUUAGCGGUUUCCCGUAGUCGCUAUCGGAUACGUGCGCAUUCAGAUGACUCGAUCAGCAUACAGUUUACCACUGACAACGGCCUAUUAGAGUAAUUAUCAACCGUGCAGCUUCCAAAUCGAUGGACCUGUUAUCAACAUAUCAUGGAGAUGCCAUCGCCAACACUUGCCAAUAAUUUUACCAAUGUUUGGACGAAUCGACGUAGUCCUAUUCAUCAUUUAACCACUACACAGGAUGUGAUUAACCAGGGAAAAUGUCUAUGUGGCGAGUACAUUCGAGCACGACUGAAACGAUCUGGACUGCUGAACCGGAAAAUUUUACAGCGUUUGCGCAGCACGAUGGAAGUUCCUAACUGUGUGGUCGUUCGUGAGACAUCGCCAAUUUUGAACGGGAUGGGCGAAGAGCUAGAACGAAUGCACCCUCGACUGUACAGCAAUGUGAGUCGGCAGAUUUCAGUAGAACCAUGGGGCGAACUAACCGAACCGGACUCGGUAUGCUAUCUCCUACAUAUCGUUGCAAAGGAUCUCUUCAAAACAGACAUCACCUGGGGAAAGGUGAUCUCGCUGUUUGCGAUUGCUGGUGGUUUGGCGGUGGACUGCGUUCGCCAGGAGCACUACGACUACCUUCAGCAGUUGAUAGAAGGCACCACUGACGUCAUCGAAGAAGAUUUGAGUGUAUGGAUAGUCGAGAAAGGCGGCUGGCUGGGGCUGCAGGACCACGUUCAUCCUCCGCAGGCGGAAAUUACAUUCCUCGGUUGGAUGGCGAUUACCAUAUCAACACUGUUUGUGAUCUACUUAAUUUCGGUUUUACUUAAAUAUCUUGGCUCAAGUUAUUGGUCAAAAUUCUAACUAAACGCGCUCACGCAAUUAUUCGCACUGCUUAUUUUACUUUUAUAACCAAUUUGUGAUCAUAAAAAUAAUUGUUCAGAAUGUCUAAAGCACAACAUUUACUUUGUUUGAAUUUUAAAUAAUAGUGGCCAAAUCAUAGGAGCAAACUAAAACGUAAUCGGCGACGAAAGGGUUAUUACGUACGAAAAGUGUUAUUUCAAUUGAAGGAAUACAAUGGUGCUCUUUGAAAAUAUCUACUGUUGAUCGUUUCACCGUUGUUUUUGCUAUUCGGCUUCAGUAAUCCAGGUCGUACCAAAACGUUUCAACCGCAAUUACGAGUGAUACUAAUGCUCAAAGAAAAGAAUAGCUAACAUAUGUAAAUCUUUUUUUCUUUCUGUUAAACCAUUGUAAUGAAUAAAUUUGUUGAAAUACAAACAAAAAA